Pseudo-nitzschia multistriata is the source of this 2615-nucleotide messenger RNA. Lineage: Eukaryota; Bacillariophyta; Bacillariophyceae; Bacillariales; Bacillariaceae. The record is from the annotation of a GenBank genome assembly.
CAGAACCCACCGCAUCGCAUCGCAUCGCAUCGCAUCGCAUCGCAUCGCAUCGCACACCCAUCAGACGAAAGAAGAGCACUCGAGUGCAUCUGAUUGUAUCUACCGACAAGGGUGUCUCGCAGAAGAGACCCACCCAACAGCAAUACGAGAUCGAUUGGUUGAUCGAUCGAUCCAAGACAGCAGCAACAGCAAUAAGAAGAAGAAGAAGAAGAAGCACUUCUGCUCCUACGAUGCUCUUCCCUUGCGCCCGACACCUGGGCCGAAGCUUGCGUUCGGUGCGCUCCGCGCCCCGAAGCCUGUCCACGUCCACGUCUACGUCCACAAAGGGCGACUAUACGGUGGUGGACCACGAGUACGACGCCGUGGUGGUCGGCGCCGGCGGAUCCGGCCUGCGUGCCGCCAUGGGCCUGUCCGAGGCGGGCUUCAAGACGGCGUGCGUGACGAAGCUCUUCCCCACCCGGUCCCACACGGUGGCCGCCCAGGGGGGGAUCAACGCCGCCCUGGGCAACAUGUCGAAGGACGACUGGCGGUGGCACAUGUACGACACGGUGAAGGGGAGCGACUGGCUGGGCGACCAGGACGCCAUCCACUACAUGUGCCGGGAGGCCCCCCAGGCGGUGGUGGAGCUGGAGUCCUUCGGGAUGCCCUUCUCGCGGACCGAGGACGGGGAGAUCUACCAGCGGGCCUUUGGGGGCCAGUCGCUGGAGUACGGCAAGGGCGGCCAGGCCCACCGCUGCUGCGCCGCCGCCGAUCGGACGGGCCACGCGAUGCUGCACACGCUCUACGGCCGGUCGCUGGCCUUUGACACGACCUACUUCAUCGAGUACUUUUGCCUGGAUCUCCUCAUGAGCGCGGACGGGACCGAGUGCGUCGGCGUCGUCGCCCUCAACAUGGAGGACGGGACGGUCCACCGCAUCCGGGCCAAGAACACCGUCCUGGCGGCGGGGGGCUACGGCCGGGCCUACUUUUCCUGCACCUCGGCCCACACCUGCACGGGGGACGGGAACGCCAUGGCCCUGCGCAAGGGCAUUCCCAACCAGGACAACGAGUUUGUCCAGUUCCACCCCACCGGCAUCUACGGGGCCGGCUGCCUCAUGACGGAGGGAUGCCGCGGGGAGGGCGGCAUUCUCCGGAACUCGGAGGGCGAGCGCUUUAUGGAGCGGUACGCCCCGAGCGCCAAGGACCUGGCCAGUCGGGACGUGGUCAGCCGGGCCAUGACGAUGGAGAUUCGGGAGGGACGGGGCGUCGGUGCCAAGAAGGACCACGUGAGUUUGCUGAGCGAAGCGAAGCAUGUCUGAGCGAAGCAAAGCAUUGUAAUGCCGAGCGAAGCGAAGCAUUCUUGUUUGAUGUCUUGAGAAGCAUUCUUGUUUGGUGUCUUGAGAAGCACCCUUGUUUGGUGUCUUGAGAAGCACUUGCCUGCCUGCCUGCUAUUUUGUUGGCCAUUCUUUGCUCUACUCUACUCUGCUCUAGACCUGCCUCUCACAAUCGCUUGCUCUGUUCUGUUCUGUUCUGUUUUCUUCUGUUUCCGUGUUUGCCACUGCGUGGUUCGCUGUCGCUCACUUGCCCACAGAUCUACCUGCACCUGGACCACCUGCCCGCGGACCUGCUGGCCGAGCGCCUGCCCGGGAUCUCCGAAACGGCCGCCAUCUUUGCCGGGGUGGACGUCACGAAGGAACCGAUUCCCACCCUGCCCACCGUCCACUACAACAUGGGCGGGAUCCCCACCAACCACUACGGCCAGGUCCUCAAGACCACGCACGACUACUCCAAGACCUCCGACAAGGACGAAGCCUGGGUCAAGGACGAGCCCGUCCCGGGACUCUUUGCCGCCGGGGAGGUCGCCUCCGCCAGCGUCCACGGGGCCAACCGGCUGGGGGCGAACUCCCUCCUCGACAUUGUCGUCUUUGGCAGGGCCUGCGCCAUCAAGAUCGCCGAGGACCACAAGCCCGGGGAGGCCAUUGCCCCCAUGAAGGAAGACGAGGGCAUGGAGUCCCUCCAGAACCUCGACACCCUCCGCUACAAGGAGGGAAGCCUCCCUACGGCGGAGAUCCGCAACGAGCUCCAGCAGGCCAUGCAGGAACACGCGGCCGUCUAUCGGGACGAGCAGUCCCUCAAGGACGGCGUCGUCAAGGUCGACGCCGUCGUGCAAAAGUUCAACGAGGACGUCAAGGUCACCGACAAGUCCCUGGUCUGGAACACGGACCUGGUCGAGACGCUCGAGCUACAGAACCUCGUGGCCUGCGCCUCGACCACCAUCACGGGGGCCGAAAACCGCAAGGAAUCCCGGGGGGCCCAUGCCCGGGAGGACUGCCCCGACCGGGACGACGAACAAUGGAUGAAGCACACCCUGGCCUACUUUGACGGGGAGAAAACCAAAAUCGAGUACCGGCCCGUCCACUCGUACACCCUCGACGAGGAAGAGUGCAAGAUGGUCCCUCCCUUUGCCCGCGUCUACUAGCAGUAGUAGCACUGGAAUGGAGUGGAGUGGACUGCACUGGACUAGACUGGACUGGACUGCACUGGACUGGACUGCACUGGAGUGUCUUGCAAAGUGUGAGUGUCUUGGUGUCGCAAUCGACACACCAGCACGGCGGUUAACGUAAACUACGAGUUAC